Haliotis rubra (blacklip abalone) is the source of this 2943-nucleotide messenger RNA. RefSeq lists its product as uncharacterized. NCBI's taxonomy places the organism in Eukaryota, Metazoa, Mollusca, Gastropoda, Lepetellida, Haliotidae. Gene Ontology annotation, biological process: regulation of apoptotic process. The record is from RefSeq and is a predicted model, not a curated record.
UAAAUUUUGACCUCUCAUGUCAUGCGUGUACUGUCAAUAUGCUUAAGGAGCAGCUCCUGAAUCACGAGGACCUGCUCGAGUCACUGGACACAGAGCCCAUUUUCGACUACCUCCUCCAACACGGCGUCUUGGACAAGACAGCCAUUGACGGGAUUUGUAAUGAAAAGACGACCAAGGAACGGAACACUGCCCUGCUACGGCACCUCGAAGGCACUGGGAACAAUGCAGUGGCGCUGUUCAUCAACGCGCUGCGGCAGUCGGGACAACUUCACCUGGCCAGCACUCUGGACACAUCCCAAAGGAUUAAGCCUAUCUACGGAACAGGUUACUGGGAGAAACAGAGACACAAAGGUCAAGUCAUGGUCAAAAUUCAGGUCAAGUCUGUCAAGGUUCUUGUACCUGUUGAAGAAUCACCAGACAAGCGAUAUCGAACCAGAGAUCUUGACGUCAAGAUGACACCGCGCAGACUCCAUAAGUCGUAUGACAACAUGCUGAUGCUUGAUCCAGAUGAACAGCCCACGCCAAAACCAAUCCGCAUUGUGGAUUAUCCUUAUGCUAAAGAUGAAGAGGAAGAGGAUGAACCCAUCAAGCCUAAGAAAUCUUGUUGGUGCAUGUGUUUUCCUAUGUUUCGUAGUCGUCGAAAAACGAUCAAGGAAAAGAAAUAUACUGAGAAGGGGGCACCAGGUAAAGGUUCCCAGAAUUCACAGUCCCCAUCACGAGAGAAACUUAACCCCAGAUCAAUAAGUCCCACCAAACAGAAAAUGAACUCCCCCUCAAAGGGAAGUAACUCUGGUUUGACCAAUCCAUGCGAGAAGGCGCUUAACGGGAAUUCCCACUCACGGACCAACAGUCCCUUGAAGGACUCACGGACAGAAUACAAGAACAGUGUUAAUGAACAGCGAACACAUUUAAAACAAGAUCCCGAUAACAAAGAAAAUAUGGACCCUGUAAUAAUGAGAUAUAACGAUCAGUUGGAAUUGGUCGAACUAAAACGUUACUCACACAAAUCAAGUCCAAAACGUCAUGCCUCGUCAAAUUCCCUCAUGUGUGAAAAGUGGAAACAUGAUGGUAAGCAUUACGAGGAAAAAUCAAGUGAAUUUUAUGGGCUGUUUGACAGAGAUCUGAAAAACAGCUGCAUAAAAUAUUUCGAACAGGAUCGAGGGACACUCAUCUUGCAGAUUUUCAGCGAUAACCAAGGAAUAACUGUUUUCAAUAUUUGCAUGACUCUAGACCAAGUCUCGAACCUUCAUGAAGACUACACUGACGGCAAGCUACAGCAGAAACUACAUUCUAUUCUCAUGGCUAAUGGGACCAUUGAACGACUGGAUGUGCUCGACCUUGACCUUGCAAUUACUAUCGAGGACAACCAGUUUGAUGAAGCAACACAAGAGCUUACGUGAUGUUUAAUUUGUGGCAGUGAAUGGCGGCCAUAUGCAAUUACACAUCCAUACUUCAAUAUUUCCACUACAGAACCAACUCGGGAGCACAUCUCACGUUUUACGACACUAGCUGUACGACGUUUCCAGAGACAAGGAGAAUAACAAAUACAAAAUAUCAUCUGAUGUGACAAACUAACUGUCGGAGUUAUCUACAUAUCAGAGACGCAUCGAGUAAACGUGAUUGAUUACCCAUUGCACAAAGAUUCAUGAUCAUCAAAAUCGACUACAAUCACGGUGACUGUCAGUAUAUCACACGCGCGGACAUGCAAAGUUGACAAGUUUUCUUGUGUUUUUCGAGGAGAGAUAUAUAUGUUCUCAAUCAAGAUGUUUGAAAUGUGCAUCAUUUCACUAUCCGUUGGUCCUGUUGCAAUGAAAGACACACCAAAUACAGCGAUUAUUAAUCGACAAAUUCCUACAUGGUUGCCAUUUAUGGUACCAUAACCCUGACACGAUCGAUUCACCUGUUUGUGUGAUGUGAAAUGUAAAAUAUAUAUGUGUGGUUUUUGCCUUGUGUUUUCGGCGGUUGUCAUUACAUGUAUAAAUUAGCACCAAUAACAAUGUAGAAUCUAGCUCAAUGCGAUGGACAGCAACAGUGGUGCUCCAAUCAUCCAAUAUCAAUUCUUUUAGCCGUCAUUACCGAUCCUCAUACUGUUGAAAGGCUAAGCACUGAGUGCUCACCAUUUUAUAAUUUCUGUCUGGGAUACGUACAUUGCAGCGGCCACCUCGUACAUUGCAGUUGUAAAUGUGUAUAUUACAGCGGCCAUCAUGUAUAGCAUUCACAGACUGAUGUCAACUCACUGUAGUUGUCAAAUGUUUGUUUCCUUUAAGAACCUAAUAGUGCUGUGUUGCCAUGGUAAUGGACAACCUCAGUUGGAAAGUCUGUUGCUAGGUUUGGAGAUUAUCUGUAGUGUACAAAAAUUGUGAUUGCAGUGAAUGUGAAAAUGUCUCAUAGUUUUUGAGGAGUUUAUGCAUUUAUGCAGAAAUGUGGAGUAUCUAGAUCAAGUUUAUGCACACUGACUUAUGUGAUGUUUGUAUCGUACAUUUCACCUGCUCUUGAAGCACCCCUUUCACACUUUACAAACAUUGGAGACAAAAAGUUCAUAGUGUUAUUGUUCAAAGAAAGAACAGGAUGUGAUGCUUCUUUCUUUCCAAACAUUUAGUGAACAAACAGGAGGAUUAUGUCUAAUAAUUAGAAAGACUUUAUUCACUAGUUUGAAUGACAAAAUGGCAGAUUUGGUGAAACCAUUAAAAUAUUGUGAUAUUUUUGUGAUAGAUAUAUAUGCUGGUUUAAUUAAUAAAGUACCAAAAUGAUACUUUUUCAUUGUGUGCUCAAUUUACAAUAUCUGUUAAUAUAAAUUAUUAAAAGCACCUCUCUUAUAGAUAGGGUGACAAGUAACUACUUAACGGAUUGACCCUGUGAUAAUACAUUUCAAUAUUUGCAAGAAAGCAUUUUUCCUUGUAAAUUUAGAGAUAGAUUAAGCGAUAAAUUUACACAUUUUAGUUU